Molecule: messenger RNA, 1611 nt
Organism: Fomitopsis serialis
Lineage: Eukaryota; Fungi; Basidiomycota; Agaricomycetes; Polyporales; Fomitopsidaceae
Product: tRNA-splicing endonuclease subunit sen54 N-term-domain-containing protein
Exons: 6
Coding region: 62-1423 (453 amino acids)
Biological process (GO): tRNA-type intron splice site recognition and cleavage
Cellular component (GO): tRNA-intron endonuclease complex
Source: RefSeq, a predicted model, not a curated record
CUUUUCGCGGACUCAUCUUGGACUCAUCUUCAACUCACGAACUCUGGGACGCACGACGAACAUGGACGACACUCUGGAACAGCCUAAUUCUGUCCCAGUUACUGAGCAGAUUGACCGAGAAGAGGAUGAACAGUCAUCAGGCGAUGAAGACCAGGGGCCAGAUUGGACGAAGCUGCCCUCUCUUCCCACUGCGCGACCCUUCAUCCCGAAACGUGGAGAGAAGGACUUUGAGCCUACUACUGCGGGAGGCUCUGGCUUGCAGCGCCAUGUGUUGGACCGUUCGAGACAUGCGAUGCUGGAAGCCUUGUCUGCACCGCGUACCAUCUCUAGCAAGUCCAUCAGUUAUGCUGUCUGGCAUCCAGACAUUGCCCGAGCGCAUGUCACCGUGAGCAGAGGCAUCCACUUCGCAAGCAUGGGUCAUUCCGUGGCAAGGACGGGGACGGUAGACGACGGCGCGAAGAAAAUUCAUAAGAGACUCGAACUGCUACCUGAAGAAAUUCUUUACCUCGUAGAAAGAGGUGCAAUGCUUUGCUGGAAAGCCUGCGAUCUGGCACCGGCAGACAUCCCAGGCCUAGAGACCGUCGACGGCGUCCCCAUGACCGUUCAACAGGCCUUCGCUGAGGUAAUAGGGACGGAAGACCUCACGCUCGAGAAGUAUCAGGUGUUUGCAUAUCUGAAAAGGCUAGGGUAUGCAGUUACGCGUACCAUACCGCCCAAUGCCGACUAUCCCGUCCCACCGCCUCCUGAACAGCCUCAAAGAACGUCAAGAACAUCGUUUUUUGACAGAGUUCUGUUCAUAAUGCGGUGGCCGCUCCGCGCUCUGAUGCACCUGUUAGCGCCGCGAUUUGACUGGUGGCGACCAAUUCGGCUCAGUUGCCUUCACGGAAACUCAUUCCGGUCCCUGCGCUUCCUGCCGGGUGGCCAUGAUGUACCUCUGCACGUCAAAGCACCUCCACGGGCUCCCGUCUCUCCGUAUCAGAUAUUCUACAACGUCUGCAAGCCAUCCACACCCUUCAAAAAGACCGCGCCUCCACCGCCCGACUACUCGGUAGUGGUUGUCAACGCGCGGCGCACACCCAUGCCUACGCUGUCGGAGUUGACUGCCUUAUUCGACGUGCUGCCAGAACUACCACCGCCUCUUCCUCGCAAGCGUCAGCCUUUCGCUCAGCAGAAAUCUGUCGGUGCUGGUCCUGCACCGCCCCCAGCAUCUGCCCCGAAGACGAUGCCAUCUCCCUCUAUGAUGCAGAGACUCUUUCCUUGGGCGUUCUCGUCACCGGCGCCCGCAGAGACGACGCGCAAAGUCAACCCAUUCCUGUCGUUGAAGACAGGGAAGAAGAUGGUUGUUAUUGCAGCUGUUGACGCAGGCAUGAUCAGCUUCUUCCGCUUCGGUGAAGGUGUGUUCACGGAAUGGCCCAUGACAUGAUGCCCUCAAUCUGUCAUGCUGGCGUCCUCUUCAAUAAAUCACCAUGUGGUGGUCGUUUAGGUUUACUGUGAAACACAUUUUUGUCAUCAUGAAUUCUGCCGCAUAUGCCAUCACCAAGGGCAGUGUGACUCGAAUGCAAUCUCGUCCUCGGUACAACCUCGGUCGACUGGAAGUGAUUCCCAGCCCUG